UUGCUAAAAGAAAUGGGAUUUCCGCAAAAGGUACCAGUGCAGGUACCUGUGACAGCAAACGCUGCCAUCAGCAUUGUGAAAAAUCCUGGAAAUCACAAAACAAUCAAACACAUUGAGAUCCGCUAUAUGUUUACGAGGGACCUUGUUGAACUCGGCCGCCUUAGAAUA
Molecule: messenger RNA, 168 nt
Organism: Phytophthora sojae
Lineage: Eukaryota; Oomycota; Peronosporomycetes; Peronosporales; Peronosporaceae
Exons: 2
Source: RefSeq, a predicted model, not a curated record